CGUGCAGUGAACAUACCUACUGACAUCAGCAGCAUCAAUCUGGGACAAGAAACUGCAUCGGCUCACGUGCUUGCAAAAACUACGUUUGCACUUAAAAUAUGAAGAAACUGCAGUGUGGUAUUACGCAAACAUAGAAUAAUUUAGUAUAAAUAGCUUGUAAAAAGUGUAAAUAAAUCUCUUUGAUCCUGGACAUCGUGGCUGUAUCAUUUGAGUAUAAGGUUUUCCUCUCACUGUUGGUAGCAGUGAGAAAAUCCUUUCCAUUACCCAUUUCCUUCCCUGUCCGUCUGUACCUUAGGUCUCAUGGUGCAGAUAUCCUGUACUUAUUAAAUAUAUGUAUUAUUAAUUUAUAGUUAGGGCUAGGGCUGUAGGGAUGUGUAGGGUUGUUUAGGGUGCUAGGGCACUUAGGUUGGAUAGGCUACAGUUCUCCCCUUAACUUCUUGGUAAAAUCACUUCAUGAUUUUACAUUUGGUCCUUCGAAAAAUUUGAAUCAGUUUGAGUUAGGUAAAAUCGCGGUCCUCUUGUCCCUGACAUAAUUUUGACUGACUGACACUUUGGAGAGCUGCAUGCUGGUGUACUCAAACAAGCACCAGUAUUGUGGUAAUUCGAAGUACUUAGUAGGUAUUGCUUUCAGAGAAGGUACCCGUACAGUAGCAGAUCGGUUGCUGGCCUCCCACAAGCGGGUUCAACCAGUCAAUUGAGAAGUUGCGAUACUGUAUGCGAGGGCGCUGAGAGCAGUACUUGCUGACGUCGUAGGGCGAUAGGAGUAGGUUAGGGAAAGUAGGAACUUCAAGAAAGAAGAAAGAAGACCGGAACACACAAUGGCUUUGACCAUCGACGAGACCAACGCUUUAAUCAAGAACCAAGAAGACAACUAUGAAGAAAUUAGAAGGAUUUGGGAAAACAUCAAACAAGACUCAACAGCCAGGAAGACACAAAAAUAUGUGGACGAACGAAAAUCCAAUUUGGACAGUAUUUAUCAAAGAGCAUUCGACCGACGGUUGCAGGAGCAAGAGGUGUUGUCCUCGCAUAAAUACCUCACUCUCAACCACAAAAUAUCGACAAGCGAAUGGAAGAAUGUUACGCGACAUGCAUUUAGAGGAUCCCAUACUAAGCCAUCGAAAAUGGGACUCGACGACGAGGCGACGACGACGACGACGACGACGAGAGUUAGACGAGCCAAACAAGAUAGAAAAAUUCAGUAACAUGAUGAAGUUUUUGAAAACGAGAUUCAAAAGCUUAGAGUAAAAUAUACCACAGUGUAAACCGACCUUUACAGUGACACCGAACCAUAACAAAAACUAAGUGACUCGGCAAAUCAUCAGACAAAAUUCACAAUUGCAAAUUUCAUAUUACUAUUUACUCCAAUACUAAAUACGAAACUAAAUACGGAUUACAAGGUUAUGACAUGCCACAGACAUUUAUAGGAAUAGACUACAAAAAUUGAUUACACACUUAACAGUUUCAUUUGGUUUUCCUGUGGCCGUGAAGAACAUGCAAUUAAACUACAAUUGCAUUGUUAGACUCAUAACUAUAAAUGAAAAUACUGCAGAUUGUCCACAGAUUGCAAGAAAAAUACGACAGACAAACAUGGGAGCCGGAACCAGGGACCAGCGGCACACCAGACCAACCGCCAGCAAGCGGAUCGCCUGCACCUCAGCGCCGGCCUCCCACACAGCUGACCAACCACACGUCUGCGCGCUGCCAGUUACGCAGGGGAGCGCGCCCAGACUGAUCGUGCAGCCCACUCCACAACUUUACCAAUUGAGGACUACACCGUCUACACCCAGCCCUUCUGAGAGGCGCCAGAAUGUUCACGUGCAGUGAACAUACCUACUGACAUCAGCAGCAUCAAUCUGGGACAAGAAACUGCAUCGGCUCACGUGCUUGCAAAAACUACGUUUGCACUUAAAAUAUGAAGAAACUGCAGCGUGGUAUUACGCAAACAUAGAAUAAUUUAGUAUAAAUAGCUUGUAAAAAGUGUAAAUAAAUCUCUUUGAUCCUGGA
Messenger RNA from Leguminivora glycinivorella, 2004 nucleotides. RefSeq lists its product as uncharacterized. Lineage: Eukaryota; Metazoa; Arthropoda; Insecta; Lepidoptera; Tortricidae. Bases 819 to 1202 code for a protein of 127 amino acids. The record is from RefSeq and is a predicted model, not a curated record. The transcript is spliced from 2 exons.